AUGACGAUCAGAAGAGCAAGAAGCGACAGUGAUGAUGAGACGAAGGCCCCAUCUGCAAAGCACAUCAAAAUCACCAACGGCGAUGCAGAGAUGAAUGGAGAUGACAGCAUGGAAUCUGGAGACGACAACGACGACGCUGAGGGAGCCAACGCUUCUCCUUCUGAGCCUGCACCAGAGAUGCGUAACUUGGAUCUGAAGCCUUUGGAAGCCGAUGUGGAUGGAUUCGUUGAGGGUUCUAUUGUCAAGCUCACAUUAACCAACUUUGUUACCUACGACUAUUGUGAGAUUGCACCUGGCCCUCACAUGAACAUGAUCAUUGGCCCCAAUGGUACUGGUAAAUCCACUAUUGUCUGUGCUAUUGCUUUGGGUUUGGGUGGUACCCCUGCUUUGUUAGGAAGAGCAAGGGAUAUCAAUGAAUUUGUCAAGACAGGUGAAGAUGAAUCCACCAUCAUGAUUGAACUCAAGAAAGUAGGCACCCGUAAUAUCACCAUUUCUCGUUCUUUCAAGAAGAGUGGUAAUUCGAGUAUAUGGAGAAUUAAUGGUAAAAACUGUCCCUCCAGAGAGGUACAGGCUAUCGUCAACGGUUUCAAUAUUCAGGUGGACAAUUUAUGUCAAUUCUUGCCUCAGGAUCGUGUUGCCGAGUUUGCAGAGUUGACACCUCCCUUACUUUUGCAAAGAACCCAAGCAGCAGCUGGUAAAGCCGAAUUACAUGAAAUGCAACAAAAGCUCGUUCGACUUCGUGAUGAUGAAAAGGCAUUGAUGAAGUCUCAUGAAUCCGACCUGUUGCAUCUCAAGUCAAUAAAAGCAAAGAACCAAGAGUUAGAAAGAGAUGUGUUAAGAAUGCAACAACGAGAGAAACUCCAAAAGAACAUCAAGCUACUGGAAUCACAAAUCCCUCUUGUCAAGUACACUGAAUCCAAGGCUAGAUAUGACCGAGCACAGAUUGAUUACGAGGCAGCAAAGGACACUUAUCAGCGUGCCAAGGACGAAGUUGCUCCCAUCAAGAGUCUACUCGACCAAGUUGCAGCAGAAAAGAGAAAAGCGGGCAUUGAGUUGGAUAAAGCAGAGAAUGCCUACAGGACGGGUAUGCGAAAAGUAAAAGAGGUGAUGGAGUCGAUCAAGACAAAGAGAGCUGAAAUCAACAGUACCAAGCGCUCUAUCGAAGAACGCAAGGCCAAAGUUCCCGAGAAAGAACGUGAGAUUGAACGGCUCGAAGCAAAGAUCAAACACAUGGAAGAGCAACUAGCCAAUCGACCCGACGAUGACACCAGCCAAUUUGAAGAUGCCAUUGCCAAGAUCAAUAAGGAACUCUCAGAGUUAAACAUGAAACAGAACGACGUUAAUGGCAGAGGUGACGACGAGAAGAGAAAAAUGAAUCAGCUUGCAGAACGCAUGAAAUACAUGCGAGCAGAACUGGAAAAGCUUGAAAAUGUUAAACAAGCCCGUUUAAAAAAAUUGGUCGCAGCCUAUCCGGAUGUUCUCAAGGGGUACAAUUGGUUAAAGCAAAACAGAGACAAAUUGAAAGGUCGGGUGUAUGAACCAGCUAUUCUUUUGCUCAAUCUCAAGGAUCCAAGAUAUGCUCGCCAGGUUGAAUUUGCUAUGGGCGGCCCUAGAAGUACCCAUCUUAGAUCGUUCAUCUGCGAACAAGAAGACGAUUACAGAUUCAUGACCAGUAUUUUGUUCGAUCAGAUGAAGCUCAAGAUCAACAUCAAUUGGCCUGACCUCGAUCCUAAUCAUGAUUAUCAAAAGCCCUGUGCAAAUAUAGACCAACUCAAAGCUAGAACUGGUUUGGAGCACUUUAUUUCUGAAAUACUUGAAGGGCCAAAAUAUGUGGUGGAUACAAUGUGUCUAGAGUGUCAUCUUGACAAGAUACCCGUUUCUUUGAAUCGUGUUGACGCAAAGGCAAUCGUUGAUAGUGGUCUCUUUCAAAAGUUUACUACUGGUGACACAUUUUACAAUGUAAAGACCAGUCUGUACGGCAGAAAAUCCACGCAAACAAAAACCAGCGUCAUCCCACCCCCUCACUUUCUCGGUAACUCUGUCGACACUGAAGCCCUGGCUUCUCUAAAGGAAGAAAUGAGAGGUAUCCAAGCUAGUCAGCAACAAGGUGAGAUUAAUCUCAAAGAAAUCAGCCGUGAGCACGACACGAUCAAAGCCGCCAUGGCAGAGAAGAGACACGCUAAAGAAGACCAACAAUCACAAAAGAGAGAUGUGCAAAAGAGAAUCCAGGUUUAUGAGCAUGCACUUCGAAGAUGUGAGACAUACAAGAAAGAGUUGGUGGAGAUGAGAAAGCGACCCGAAGAAGACAAAGAGGCAAUCGCUCAAUUGGAGCAAUCGGUGGAACGCAUGAUUGAAGAAGAGGAUGCUGCGUUGAAGAAUCACGCAAAAUACGUUACCAAGGUCAUCGGCUUGUUUGAAGAACGCAAUAAGGCCGCUAUGCUGUCCCACUUUAUGGACUCCAAGGACCAUGCCAUCAAUGCAUACGCAUCAUCUCAAACAGAGAACCUGGAAGAAGCUAAAAGAAAUUUGAACAUAUUCAAAAACGCCUUCUUGCAAGCUCAAAGAGAAACCAAAGAGUGCAUGAAUGCCACAAAGAAUGCUGGAAGAGAUUUGCCUGAAGACCUGAUAGAAGAGUAUAACGAAAUCGUGCUUAAAUGGAGACAAGCCGAAGGUGGGUUGCAGACAACCCUUAUAGAAUUAGAGAGUCGUAUUGCAGAGGAACAGGGCAAGGUUGCUGGUAUUCGUUUUGCUAAUGCAAAUGCCAUGGACCAUUAUCAAGACAGAAAGAAGAGUAUUGAAGCAUAUGAGGCCAAGGCAGAACAGACGAGAGCUACUCUGGAGAAUAUGCGUAAUCAAAUUCAAACCCUCAAGGGUCAAUGGGCUCCGCUCAUCAAGGAACUGGUCGCUCGUAUCGAUGAAAAGUUCUCUGCUGCCUUCAGCCGUAUCAAGUGUGCUGGUGCCAUUCAGUUGGAAGAGUCAGAAGACUUUGACAAGUGGGGUAUCAACAUUCUUGUCAAGUUCAGAGAUGCAGAGAAACUGCAACUCUUGACUGGCCAAAGACAAUCGGGUGGUGAGAGAUCCGUUUCUACUAUUCUCUACUUGAUGUCACUGCAAGAUUUGGCUGCGUCUCCUUUCCGUGUGGUAGAUGAGAUCAAUCAGGGUAUGGACCCUCGUAACGAACGUAUGAUUCAUGAGCAAAUUGUACAAAGUGCCACUCGUGAAGGAACCUCACAGUACUUUUUGAUUACACCCAAAUUAUUGCCUGAUCUGUUCUACAAUGAUAGAAUGCGUGUGCUUUGUAUUUAUAACAGUGAAUGGUUGCCCGAGAAGAUCAAGCCAUUGCAAGCUUAUCUAGAUCAUGCAAAAGCCACUGGAGUGUUGUGA
Mucor velutinosus is the source of this 3384-nucleotide messenger RNA. RefSeq names its product 54S ribosomal protein L2 mitochondrial. Gene Ontology annotation, biological process: double-strand break repair via homologous recombination. The coding region runs from base 1 to 3384 and encodes 1127 amino acids. The transcript is spliced from 12 exons. NCBI's taxonomy places the organism in Eukaryota, Fungi, Mucoromycota, Mucoromycetes, Mucorales, Mucoraceae. Gene Ontology annotation, molecular function: ATP binding; single-stranded DNA binding; ATP hydrolysis activity. Gene Ontology annotation, cellular component: nucleus; Smc5-Smc6 complex. The record is from RefSeq and is a predicted model, not a curated record.